CAACUUGACAUCUGUGAAGAUUUGAUGCGCCAUCUUGGCUUUCUCUGCUGUCAUUUUCGUUCGUCGAUAGCGUUUUUGAGAUUUGUGUCGUGUAGUUUUGCCAUAACUAUUUGGUAAAUAUAAUAUGAAGUGCACAUUAACAUUUGAAUAUCAUUAUAAUUGAUGUUAUUACAUAAUUUUGUAAUAAACUUACAAAUAUAACCGAAACCAACAUGUCCACUACAACAGUGCAAAAUCAAACAAAAAAUAAUAAUGGAACAGCAACGAAGCCUCAGAAGACCUAUGGCAAGAUUGUGCUCACCCUCCACAACUGUCUUUUACCAGAAUCAAUUUUUAAACAGACGCCAUCACAAGUUGAUGGACUUGACAUUGAAACCGAAACUGACCUACGAAUUUUAGGUUGUGAAAUGAUUCAAACUGCAGGUAUAUUACUUAAAUUGCCCCAAGUAGCGAUGGCUACUGGUCAAAUGUACUUACAAAGGUUCUAUUACUCGAAAUCUUUUGUGCGAUAUCCAAUGGAAACUACAGCUAUGGGAAGUAUUUAUUUGGCUUCAAAAGUCGAAGAGAAACCAUGUAGAAUACGUGAUGUGAUUAAUGUGUUCCAUCAUAUAAAACAAGUGAGAGCACAAAAAACCAUAUCUCCCCUGAUAGUUGAUCAAAAUUACAUAGAACUGAAGAAUCAAGUAAUUAAAGCCGAGAGACGAAUACUUAAAGAAUUGGGCUUCUGUGUACAUGUGAAACAUCCACACAAACUUAUUGUUGUUUAUCUCCAACUACUACAAUAUGAGAAGAACAGACAACUCAUGCAGUUAGCCUGGAACUACAUGAAUGAUGCCCUCCGAACUGAUGUAUUCAUGAGAUUCCCACCAGAAACCAUUGCCUGUGCUUGCAUAUAUCUGACAGCCCGUAAAAUUGGACUGCCAUUACCCAAUAAUCCUCACUGGUUUCUACUAUUCAAAGUACCUGAAGAAGAUAUUAGAGAAGUCUCUUUAAGAAUUUUACAACUUUACAAGAGACCUAAAGUCAAUCCCGAAGAAUUGGAGAGCAAAGUGGAUGCUUUAAAGAAAAUCUAUCAAGCGAACAAACAUAUACAGGCACAGAAAGACAGAGAAGCGAAGGCAGAGGAAAAGAAGGCAGACUCUCCAGCUGCAUCUACUUCUAAAGAAAGUAAACGGGACAUUAAGAAAGAAAAGUCCCCAAAAACUCCACCAUUAUCCAAAUAUCACAGUAGCGGUCAUAAGAAAAGAGAACGACGGUCCCGAUCACCUUAUGAUCGUAAACGAGAUUACUCGAGUAAACGGCAUAAGUCACGUUCAAGGGAUAGAGAACUGGAUCGUUCCCGCGAAAGAAGAAUGGACGACAAGAGGAGUCGAGUGAUGUCAAGGAAGUAUGAUGAUUAUGACCGUGCUAAGUCGAGUCGGGAUGGACGAGACAGCAGGGAUGAGAAGCGCAAACAUUAAAUAUAUAUCUUUUAAAUUAGUGUAAUUUCAUAAAUACACAA
This is a messenger RNA of Papilio machaon (common yellow swallowtail), 1501 nucleotides long. It is a transcript of the gene Ccnl1, whose product is annotated as cyclin-L1. The coding region runs from base 213 to 1460 and encodes 415 amino acids. The transcript has a single exon. Gene Ontology annotation, biological process: regulation of transcription by RNA polymerase II. Gene Ontology annotation, cellular component: nucleus. The record is from RefSeq and is a predicted model, not a curated record. Lineage: Eukaryota; Metazoa; Arthropoda; Insecta; Lepidoptera; Papilionidae. Gene Ontology annotation, molecular function: cyclin-dependent protein serine/threonine kinase regulator activity.